GAGAGCAAGACGCACAAGUUUUCAGAGUUGCGUCUGUGACGGAAUGUUGUUGGGAACUUCAGUGGAUACUCUGCAUCUUGAAAUAUGAAUGUAUUUUAUUGUAAAACCUGAGGAAAUUGUAAGGAUAUUCUUCUGGUAGUCAGAUUUGCUGGAUGAUGCACAGUUCAUGACUUCCCUUGGGUCUGAUGGGGGCGUUGUAUAGUUGUUGCUGGCGGAGUCAUGAGGAGAACAAAGAUGAGGAGAACUCUAUUUUACGAUAUGAGACUUCCAAAAUGCAGAGCGCCAGGACUCGGACCUCCUCCAGGACUCGGACCUCCAAGACGCAGACCUCCAGAGCCAGCGUGUCCAGCCACAGUGACCCAAGCCCGGGUCAGGAGGGCCUGCCUUGGAGGACAGAGGAGCAGGAGUGGGUCCCCUGGAGCAGCCCCAGGACCUCCAUGGGUGAUGCAGAGUCGGACGGAGAGCUCCAAGCCUUCAUCAUGAUGAGGAACGAGGCAGAUACGUACACAGAGGAGUGGGAGAAGCUCAACUAUGACAUCCAUACUCUGAGGUACACCAAACGAGAGAUCAGCAGCCGGUGGAAAAAGAUUCUAAUACAGCUAGGCUACCAGCGUGAGGUGGACUCUCUCCUGGCGGUGAACAGACAGCAGUACAGGACAACGCUGAGUGAAUCUGAUAACCUGAACAGAGCCAGAGAGCUGUUACAGACCACUCUAGACCACUCUAGUUUGUUCCCACGAAGAGUGGCUAGCUCAGACAGAUACCUCUUUGUUAUGGAUCGCUUGGUGUCUCUGGACAGUGCAGAGGAUUUCAUCAGACUGGCGAAGGAGAAAUACCCAAAGAGAGAAUGAGAGAAAGAGAGAGAGAGAAGAUGGAGAGAGAAGACGGAGAGAGAAGACGGAGAGAGAGAAG
This is a messenger RNA of Coregonus clupeaformis (lake whitefish), 912 nucleotides long. RefSeq names its product melanoregulin-like. The record is from RefSeq and is a predicted model, not a curated record. Gene Ontology annotation, biological process: melanocyte differentiation; melanosome transport. The transcript is spliced from 5 exons. NCBI's taxonomy places the organism in Eukaryota, Metazoa, Chordata, Actinopteri, Salmoniformes, Salmonidae. Gene Ontology annotation, cellular component: melanosome. The coding region runs from base 186 to 851 and encodes 221 amino acids.